AUGCCUCCCCGAGUCGUCAUCAUCGGUGCCGGAAUUGUCGGCACCAACUUAGCCGACGAGCUAGUCUCGCGUGGGUGGAGCGAUAUCACCGUCGUCGAGCAGGGUCCCCUACACAUGCCCGGGGGUUCGACCUCGCAUGCCCCGGGGAAUGUGUUCCAGACCAAUGCUUCGAAGACGAUGACCAGGUUGGCCCAUUACACAGUGCAGAAGCUGCUGUCUCUCGAUUGUUUCAACUCGGUGGGCAGUCUGGAGGUGGCCACUACGCCAGCGCGUUUGGAAGAUCUUAAACGCAAACAUGGAUAUGCCUCGUCGUGGGGUAUUGAGUCCCGUCUGCUCAGCAAGGAGGAAUGCAUUGCCAAAUAUCCUCUGCUCAACCCCGACAUUGUGCUUGGUGGUUUUCAUGUCACCAGCGACGGCAUCGCACUCGCCGCUCGCGCCACCCAGCUGCUGAUUGAACGCACGCAGAAGGCCGGCGUGCGCUAUCUAGAAUCCACGCCUGUCACUGCUAUCGAGCAGACGAAUCGUCGAGUCACCGGUGUCAGGACCCCCGGCGGUAUCAUUUCCGCGGAUCUCGUCGUCUCCUGUGCCGGGUUCUGGGGGGUUCAUGUGGGCGCCAUGGCCGGCGUUUCGAUCCCUCUGCUGCCCAUCGCCCAUCAGUAUGUCAAGACGACGGCAGUUCCGGCUCUCGCUGGCCGCGACGUGAAUGAUAAACCCAACGGUCAAAAUGCCAGUAUGCCCAUUCUCCGCCAUCAGGAUCAGAACCUGUACUAUCGUGAACAUGGCCAGCAAUGUGGCAUCGGCUUCUACGGUCACAGGCCCAUGCCGGAUGUUAGUGAGAAGAAUAUGCCUUCGCGCUUGGACUUCACCGCGGAAGACUUUGUCCCAGCCUGGAAUCGUCAGAUCGAUGACGGAUUUAACGGCAUCUUCUCCUUCACGCCCGACGGAGGACCGGUAAUUGGAGAAGCUCCCGGUCUAGAUGGCUUCUAUGUUGCUGAAGCCGUGUGGGUGACGCAUUCAGCCGGCGUGGCUCGCGCAGUGGCGGAGUUGCUCACGAAGGGCCAUUCCGAGAUCGACAAUAUCCAGUUGACUCCGGAGUAUGUGAACGAGACCUCGCAGCAGAACUUUGUUGAAGUCUACGAUAUCUUGCACCCGCUGCAGCCGCGGGAAUCCCCUAGAAACCUCCGCGUCAGCCCUUUCUACCACCGACAACGCGAGCUGGGCGCCUUCUUCCUCGAAGCCGCAGCAUGGGAGCGCCCCUACUGGUAUGAGGCCAAUGCUGCCCUGGUCAACUACCUUCCACCGGAAUUCCAGCCCGUCGAGCGAGACGCCUGGUCGGCCCGAUACUAUUCACCCAUCACUGCUGUCGAAGCCUGGAAGACGCGCAACGCGGUGGCUAUGUAUGAUAUGACGGCCUUCCACCGCUUCGAGGUGUCAGGGCCUGGAGCAGUCUCCCUCCUUCAAAGACUAACGACCGGCGACGUCACGAAGAAUCCGGGCACCAUCACCUACGCCCUCCUGCUGGACGAGCAAGGCGGCAUUCGCAGCGACCUCUUCAUUUCUCGGCUCGAGGAGAAUUCCUUCCAAGUCGGCGCCAACACGGCCAUUGAUCUCGACAGCUUGGAACGAGAGGCCCGUCGCCAAUCCCGGGGCCAAUGGGUGCAAGUUCGUGACAUCACCGGGGGAACCUGCUGCAUCGGCCUUUGGGGCCCUCGCGCCCGCGAUGUGAUCCGGAUGAUCAGCCCCGACGACUUCUCAAACAAGGGCUUGCCCUACUACGGCGUCAAAAAGGCCCUCGUUGCCGGCAUCCCUGUCACCGCAUUCCGCAAGUCGUACGUCGGAGAGCUGGGCUGGGAGAUCCAGACGAGCGCCGAGUACGGGCUCCGACUCUGGGACGCCAUCUUCCAGGCCGGCAAGCCGCAUGGGCUGAUCGCUGCAGGUCGUGGCGCUCUCGAUGCUCUGCGCCUCGAAAAAGGAUACCGAACCUACGGCACGGACAUGACGACUGAGCACGAUCCCUUCGAAGCAGGUGUUAGCCAUGCCGUCGCGGUGAACAAGAAGGAGGACUAUACUGGCAAGGCCGCAUUGGCCCGCCGUUCCAUACAGGCCUCGACUCGUCGACUGCGUUGCCUAACCGUUGACGACGGUCGUUCUGUGGUCCUGGGGAAGGAGCCCGUGUAUCGCCAUGGCAAGCCCGUAGGGUAUGUCACCACCGCCACGUUCGCCUAUACAGUUCGCAAACCGGCCGUAUAUGCCUGGCUCCCUGGCGACGCUUCUGAGGGCGAGAAGAUCGAAAUUGAGUACUUUGGGCGGCGUAUCAAGGCAACUGUUACGCGGGAGCCGUUGUAUGAUCCCCAGGAAAGCCGAAUGCGUGCGGAUGGGCUCUCGGUCAUUCCGGAGCUGCAGAAGCCAUUGAAGCAUGUUUUGUGA
Messenger RNA from Aspergillus steynii IBT 23096, 2427 nucleotides. RefSeq names its product GcvT family protein. The transcript is spliced from 4 exons. Gene Ontology annotation, molecular function: protein binding; oxidoreductase activity. Bases 1 to 2427 code for a protein of 808 amino acids. The record is from RefSeq and is a predicted model, not a curated record. Lineage: Eukaryota; Fungi; Ascomycota; Eurotiomycetes; Eurotiales; Aspergillaceae. Gene Ontology annotation, cellular component: mitochondrion.